AUGGAUAUCGUGACGAUUCUAGUCCUGAUCGCCACUAUAUUUCUGUGUGUUAAGUUCCUCCACAGGAGAGUACACGACCAGAAGCUACCACCGGGGCCAUGGGGGUUUCCAAUAAUUGGACACCUCCCUUUGUUCGGUACACAUCCUCCAAAUACUUUUGCUAAAUGGCGUCAGAAAUAUGGAGACAUUUUCAGAAUUCGGAUCGGGACUAACGAUACAGUGGUUGUGAGUGGACGGGACACGAUAAAGGAAGUUCUAGGUGGGGACACGUGUGAGGUUUUCUCCGAUAGGCCUGCCUUCUUCACCACCAAGCUCAUUGGAGGGGACCGAGGUCUGACGUUUAGCUAUUACACUCCCAGAUAUGUCCACCAUAGAACGGUAGCUACCAGUGUUCUAAAAACGUUCACCGACAGCCGGAACACCACGGUACCGGAUGUGGUUGAAAACGAGGCAAGCAUUUUAGUCAAGGAAUUCCUUGAGCACAAUGGGGAACCAUUUGAUCCUCGGGAGUCACUUUUCGUGGCUACAGGAAGUAUUAUAUACCAGAUUUGUUAUGGUAUGGGGACAAAUGGACGUGAGGACACGGAUCUAAUGGAACUUGUCAGAGAAAAUAAAGCGUUCAAUGAGUUUGUUAGAGCUGGCAGCCCUUUUGAUGCUAUGCCCUUUCUACGAUAUAUUCUACCAGGGAAAUUUCAAAAGUUCCUUCGUUUGGUUUCAAAUUCAGAUUUGUUUCGUGAUAGGAAGAUUGCAGAACACAAAGAAACGUUCCAAGAAUCCGAUUUGCGAGACGCAACUGACUGUCUCAUCAGUGCUGCUGGUCGACUUAGCGAAGAAGAGAAAUCUCGCGUGGGACUACUGGAUCACGUGAUCCUGGAGUCAGUGGGGGAGUUUGUUGGAGCAGGUUUCGAUACAACAGCCAGUGUCCUGUCAUGGGCAUUUAUGUACAUCGCCGAACAUCAAGACAUCCAGACCAAAAUACAACAGGAAAUGGACGCGGUGAUUGGGAUAAGGUCAGUUAGGCCCCAGGACCGAUCGAAAUUACCUUACACGGAAGCCGCCAUUUUGGAAACCAUCCGCAUUUCUGCCAUUGUUCCUUUUGGAAUUCCGCAUGCUACGAAAUGUGAUGUCAAAAUCCACGGUUAUUUCAUUCCAAAAGGCACUGCAGUGUUUUUCAAUUUGUACUCUGUCAAUUUUGAAGAAGAGAUAUGGCAGAAUCCCCAUAACUUUGACCCGGAAAGGUUUCUCACUGACGAUGGCAAACUAAACCAAAAGCUAACCGCCAAUAUCAUGUCAUUUGGAUAUGGAAAACGUCGAUGCAUUGGUGAGAUUUUAGCGCGAAUGGAACUCUUUCUCUUGUUCACCAAUGUGUUACAAAAGUGUUCACUGGAAAAACCUGUCGGAGAAACGUAUGACAAAGAAGGGGUGUUCCAUCUCGUGCGGAAACCGCACCCGUAUCGUGUACGAGUAUUGCAGAGAUGCUGCAUUUGA
Ylistrum balloti is the source of this 1488-nucleotide messenger RNA. Its product is annotated as cytochrome P450 1A1-like. Gene Ontology annotation, molecular function: heme binding; monooxygenase activity; iron ion binding. Lineage: Eukaryota; Metazoa; Mollusca; Bivalvia; Pectinida; Pectinidae. The transcript has a single exon. The coding region runs from base 1 to 1488 and encodes 495 amino acids. The record is from RefSeq and is a predicted model, not a curated record.